UCACAGAAUUGCGCGAGAUCCUCGAUUCGAACGGUUGCCGUGCUCGCACAAGGGUACCUAUGCUGAUGACUGCUUGGUUCAGCGUAUCAUGCAACAUAAAUGCUACAUUGUGGCCACUUGCGAUCGUGACUUGAAACGACGUAUUCGUAAAGUUCCGGGUAUUCCCAUUAUGUAUAUCUCAGGUCGUAAAUACGUUAUCGAACGACUUCCGGAACUUGGCACCAAUACUUUUUAGACAUUUUUUUUAUACUUAUCUCCCUGUGAACUGUAAAUAAACUGCAUCAAUCAUCAUGUUCUUGUCCUUCAGGCAGAGUAACGAUGUGUCGAUCCAUUGGACGCGCUAUGGGAAGAAAAAAAAAAAGUCUCAGGAGUGAGCGCUUUCCGAAAUAAAGGCGAGGGGCAUUUUUCACAUGCUUCGCAGCGACUGAAAUUUCCUGCGGAAAGCGCUUAGGCUGUUUCUUUUGCAUUUUUUAUCAACUAUCAAUGAGUGAAACGAACGAGACCAUGCGUAUUGCUCUGGUCAUGGGAGCUACAGGAGCUGUGGGCAAAGCGGUAUUGAAGGAUCUUUUGCUGAACAGCACCUAUGCCAAGGUGGUGAUUGUAGGCCGACGCGCCGCGGAGUUAAGCAACGACAUUCCGCAAGAGAAACUGGUGCAGAAAACCGUUGAUUUCGAAAACUUGGAGCAACAUCGUGAAGCUUUUCGUGGAGUAAAUGACGUUUAUUGCUGCUUGGGUACAACGCGUGCUGAUGCUGGUGGAGCUGCGCAAUUUAAAAAGAUUGAUCAAGGUUACGUGGUAAAUUCAGCUAAAAUUAUCGCUGAAGAGAAUCCUGCAAAGACACAAGGCGAGACCGUUUCUCCCAUCCAUUUCCUGUACUGUUCAUCAGCGUCUGCAAACAAAAACUCGCUCUUCCUAUACAUUCAGACAAAGGGUGAGACGGAGGACCGGUUAUCUAAUCUUGGAUUUCAGCGUGUAUCGAUCUUCCGGCCUGGCUUGCUAGAACUCGAAGAGCCUCGCAGCCGUCCGCGAUUUGCCGAAACCAUCUUUGCCACCAUCUUUUCGCCCAUCAAUCGAACCCUGGGGCUUCAUAUGGCUGCUCAAGUAGGCGCAGUAGCACGAGCUAUGCGCAAAGUAGCGAAUGACGAUCCAAAAUUGCAAGGAUUGAUUGAUAAGAAGAAGGCGACCAGCGAAAGUGGGUCGCAGGUGACGAUCUACAGUAACAAAGAUAUCGACAUGUUGAAUGAAUGAAUGAACGAAUAAAUAAUCAAUCGAUCGAUUGACUGCCAACCUAUAGAAUAUAA
Messenger RNA from Radiomyces spectabilis, 1301 nucleotides. RefSeq lists its product as uncharacterized. The coding region runs from base 484 to 1248 and encodes 254 amino acids. The transcript is spliced from 5 exons. The record is from RefSeq and is a predicted model, not a curated record. Gene Ontology annotation, biological process: import into nucleus. Gene Ontology annotation, cellular component: cytoplasm. Lineage: Eukaryota; Fungi; Mucoromycota; Mucoromycetes; Mucorales; Radiomycetaceae.